AUGACCUCCCUGAAGAUGCUGCUUCUGGCCGCCCUCCUCCUGGGGGCUUCCCUGCAGGACACCCAUGCAGCUCGAGGAGCCAGUGUGGGCCGGGAGUGCUGCCCGGAGUACUUCAAAGGGGCCAUUCCUCUCAGGAAGCUGGUGAGGUGGUACCGGACCCCAGGGGACUGUCCCAGGGAUGCCAUCGUGCUGGUGACUCUCCGAAGCAGAUCCAUCUGUUCGGACCCCAAGGACGUGCGGGUGAAGAAGGCAGUCAAGCACUUGAAGAACACCAUGAAGCCACGUGACCUGGCCGCCCAGCCGUCCUGACUUCUCCCUGGACCAUCUGGAGUCUUCCCGCCUCCACGUUCACUACCCCAACCCCGAGCUCCCUGGGUCCAGUGGAGGCCUUACAAGGACAAAGAGGCCCCUUGUCCCCUUCUCCGAUUAAAGUUUU
Molecule: messenger RNA, 436 nt
Organism: Physeter macrocephalus (sperm whale)
Lineage: Eukaryota; Metazoa; Chordata; Mammalia; Artiodactyla; Physeteridae
Gene: CCL17
Product: C-C motif chemokine ligand 17
Exons: 3
Coding region: 1-309 (102 amino acids)
Biological process (GO): immune response
Cellular component (GO): extracellular region
Molecular function (GO): chemokine activity
Source: RefSeq, a predicted model, not a curated record